Messenger RNA from Cuculus canorus (common cuckoo), 3659 nucleotides. It is a transcript of the gene CPLX4, whose product is annotated as complexin 4. The transcript is spliced from 3 exons. Gene Ontology annotation, biological process: regulation of neurotransmitter secretion; synaptic vesicle exocytosis; neurotransmitter transport. The record is from RefSeq and is a predicted model, not a curated record. The coding region runs from base 2115 to 2597 and encodes 160 amino acids. Gene Ontology annotation, cellular component: terminal bouton; SNARE complex. Lineage: Eukaryota; Metazoa; Chordata; Aves; Cuculiformes; Cuculidae. Gene Ontology annotation, molecular function: syntaxin binding.
UCUGCCCCAAACCAGUCCAUGAUUCUUUCCUCAUGGAUUUUUAACGGUCCUAUUCAGUAAACUGUUUGUGGGAACCUCCCGCAGGAGAGUAAGAAUUCACUCCCUGGCCAUUGUUUUCCCCUCAGCAAAGAGCAAUUUCUCUCACAGGCAAAGGAGAGGAGUCUUUACUCGAAUUGAGAAAGCCCCAUAAUGUUAAUUUCUCUCUUCUGGUGCAAAUAUGUGUUCUGACAUGCAGAAAUGGUGAUGUCCUUAGAGAGAUUUGAAGCGGAGGGGCUGGGAGAGUCUUGUGCCUUCUGAGGAGCAUUUCACUACCUUGAAUUGUGCGGUUGGAGUUGGCUGGGCCUGCGUUUUGGGAGCGUUCAGAAAAGGCCGGGGGUGCGGAUGCCUGCCUUCAGCAUCUUAGUUUGGGGUUUUCUUUGCGAUUUGCCUGGCUUGGGACUCUGAAUCCUGUUCUGGGGUUGGAGAUGCCUGUGUUCUUUGGGUAGGGACUGCAGGCACUGGAUUUAAGGACAGGAUGGCAUCCAGAGGGACUGGACAGGCUGGAGAAGUGGGGCUGUGAGAGCCUCAGGAGGUUCAGCAAGGGCAGGGGCUGGAACUGGAUGGGCUUUGAGGUCCCUUCCAACCCAAAAUAUUCUAUGAUUUGUAGUUGUUUAACUUCACCAAAAAACAGCUUAGAUUUCAUUUCAUGCAGUCAACUUCAGACCAAAGCGCGCUCGCGUUUAACACUCACUGGUUAAACUGGGAUGAGCUAUGGAACGCCGGUCUCGGCUCUGUUAGCCAUCUGGGCAAGUUCAACGCAGUUUUGGCAACCAAGGUCAGAUGUUGGUUCUUGCCACAACUCCUUGGAAGCGAUUGUGAAGCAUCAGUUUUGAUGUACGAGGAAUGUUUUCUGCGCAGUGUCUCAAGGUGGGGUGGUUUGGAGUUUGUGCUUCCGAGUGAUGCUCUGGUUCCAAAAGAAACACAGAGUUUCUCGUUUAAUCACUAAUAAUCCAGGAUUACAGACCGUCCUGCUUUUUUUUUGAAAUAGUAACAGGUCUGCUUUAAUUAGAAAGACUCUAAUGCAGAUUAAAGUGUUAGGCAAAGCGGAAUCCUCCUGUCUCUCAGGGAAAUGAUGAGAGCUGGGAGGACCAUUUAGAAAAUCAAAACUGCGGAGGGGUUCUUCGAGGCGUGUGCAGGCUGUCGCAGGAGUGUAAAUGCUCAACCCCCCCAAAUUCAUCAGGUUUUGAUACCUAGAGGAUUUUCUUUCCCAAACCAGGCUGUGAGCCAGGGAGCAGAUCCUCACCUGGGCAGAGCUGGUGAGGUUUGGAGGGGUUUGACCGCUGGGGACCCCCACGACCAUCCACAAGCAGGAGAUCCCCGGGCUGUGCACGGCACGCAGGGGCAGAUUCAGUUCUCCUGUCCUACCAGUUCAGGUUAAAAGCACCCAUAGGAAGAUGGGAUUUGCUUUUUGGGGGAUUUUUUUUCUUGGAAAAAAGUAGUAACAGCAGUAAUGCCCCAUUCACCUGUGGGACAAAGCAGCUGUGUGCAAGGGGAUGAGAAAAAUCACUCAAUUGUACUUUCUGCCCAGUGUGGUGAAAUGUUGCUGUAUAAAAAGGAUCGGGGGUUUUGCUUAAUGAAGAACUCCAGAUUCCAAAUCUUGUUUGAUUGGGCAAAUCCAGAAGGGAUUUCUGCUUAGUAGGCGCAACGUCACGGUUUUAUUAUGGCCAUUUAGUCACCCAGGUUUCUAAUUCAGAUCUCUGGUGUCCCAGGGAGCAUUUUCAUCCCUGUGAAAGUGAGAGUUUGGAGACUGAAGAAGUCAAAAUGCCAUUGCACACGGUCGUUGCUUUGUGUGUGCGUGCGCACAAUUAGCUUAAGGUAUUAAUAUAGAAAGUAGGUAGCUGCAUCUAAUGAUUUUUUUGGAGUAAUCUGAACCAUCUGCCUCUAGAUAUUAAGGAGUUGGCUCUUUAAUCCAGAUUAUGGCUGACAAACUGGUUUUGGCGUUCGCGUUUCACUAGCACUGUGCCCUUGGAGAGCUGAUGUGGCUGUAGGACCUCGCUCGCUUGGGUUUGAAAACACUUGGGGUUUGGUUUGGCUUUGUGGUCGUUGGGUGCUCGUAGCUCCUUUUUCUUGAGAAGAUGGCCUUCUUAAUGAAAAGUAUGUUGAGCAACCAGGUAAAGAAUCUGGGACUUGGAGGUGGAGGGGAAGAAAGCAAAGAAGAAAGCACUCCUUCUGAUCCAGCAGCAGCUGCGGGAAUGACCAGAGAGGAGUAUGAGGAGUAUCAAAAGCAAAUGGUUGAGGAGAAGAUGGAAAGAGACGCAGCGUUCGCCCAGAAGAAAGCCGAGCGAGCCUGUCUGAGGGUGCACCUGAGAGAGAAGUACAGGCUGCCCAAGAGCGAACUGGAUGAGAAUCAAAUACAGAUGGCUGGCGACGACGUGGACUUGCCAGAAGACCUUCGGAAGAUGGUGGCAGAAGAUCAGGUGGAAGAGGAGGACAAGGACUCUAUCCUGGGACAGUUGCAGAACAUCCAGAACAUGGACAUGGACACAAUCAAAGAAAAGGCACAAGCCACCUUCACCGAAAUGAAACAGGCAGCCGAGCAGAAAUGUUCUGUGAUGUAGGAGAGACGCCACGGGCUGGGAACUCGGGCUUGUCAGGGGCUGGGGAGGAGCGCACUUAGCUCUAGAGCAUUAAAUGUCAAUAUAGAAAAGAAAGAGAGAGAGAGAGAGACUUUUAAACCCUAAGGACUGGCAAAAUUUAUGUGCUGCAACUGCUUAGUGCAACAUUAGAACUGAUCCUCAUUUUUUAACAUAACAUUUUUCCCCAUGGAGGAAAAAAAAAAGGCUUUGAAAAAGCCAAUAGUGGGGAAAAAAUGUGCCUUCUUCCAUUUUUUCAAAGUGAUCAGAAUGCUAUUAAAUGUGUAUUUUUUAGCAAAACUGUGGUUCUGAUGCAUAACACAUAGGUAACCACUCAUUUAACAUGGCUUUCAGAAAUAUAUACAUAUAUUUCUAAUAGAAGCCUGCCUGUUUCAACCAUUUUGAAACAAAAAAAGUAUUAAAUAUUGACAGUUUCUGCAAAAAAACUUGAAAAAAAUAGUUUUGAUCAUCUCUGUAGUAAAUACAGCAGUAAGUAAACCAUAUAAUUCCACAGCUUAGGACAAAACUGUCAUCGUACGUAGAACCGGGUGGGACUCGGAGGAAGCCAAGGCUCGGGAGCUGUGGGCAAACCAUGGGCAGCGAGGUGAGCUCCAGGCUACUUUAACUGCGCAGCCUCUCUGUCUUCAGGUGCAGCUCAAGCGCCGAGUGACAGCGGCGGCUUGGCCGCUACGUGUGCCAAAUUCCAGGGCUUGGGGUUCUGCGGUGAGCUGAGGGACGGCUCCUCGGGCAAAGCCAGCUCCUCCAGCCCCAGCUGGGUGGGAGCAUCCUCUGCCUCCGCACUGUGUAGCCAUGAGCCAUCACCCACAAGAACCCACACAAAAGCUGCACAGCCCUCGCACGGGGAUGAUGCUCACAAUGCCGCUCCCGAGGGGCUCAGUUGUCUGUAUUCUCAGAUACUCUACGCAACACAGAACUGUGCAAGGUCUCCAAAAGCCAGCGGUGAACAAAAUUCACACAUGAACACAACGUAGCACCUUCCUGCAGGUUUGCAAGUCUCUUUCUCUCUCUCCGUCUCCAUCCAACCAA